Molecule: messenger RNA, 1334 nt
Organism: Cynara cardunculus var. scolymus (artichoke)
Lineage: Eukaryota; Viridiplantae; Streptophyta; Magnoliopsida; Asterales; Asteraceae
Product: putative MO25-like protein At5g47540
Exons: 11
Coding region: 212-1267 (351 amino acids)
Biological process (GO): intracellular signal transduction
Molecular function (GO): protein serine/threonine kinase activator activity
Source: RefSeq, a predicted model, not a curated record
CUUUCGAUCUGAGAUCAUAUUUUCGAUGAUGUUCGUUAAUCUAAGGCUUGCAUCCAUCGACGACGCCAUUGUUUCUUCUGAUCCCUCCAUCUCAUCGCAUUUCAAUUCCAAAACCCUAAUUACCAGAAAUCUAUAACCUAGUAUUCAUUCAUCUGGGAAAUUCUCACGAAAGACAACGGGGACUCUCGUUGUACCGUGUUUUUCCAAACCAAUGAAGGGGCUUUUCAAAUCAAAGCCUCGCACCCCUGUGGAGCUCGUCCAUCACCUCCGUCACCUCCUACCCUACACCGCCCCAAAUCCCGCUAUUCGUAAAACCAAACGUCGAGAGAAGAUUUGUGAACUGAGAAAAGUCAUUCUUGAAAUGAGGACAGUACUUUAUGGUGAUGAACGGUCAGAGCCAGCAGAAGAUGCCUGUGUAAAGUUGACGCAGGAAUUCUUCAAAGAAGAUACAUUGCGUGUACUAAUAGCUUCUCUUACUAGUUUGGAUCCUGGGACACGUCAAGAUGUUACGCACGUGAUCGCAAAUUUGCAGAGGCAAAGAGUGAAUGGACGAUAUCUUGCCUCUGAAUAUUUGGAGUGCAACACAGACCUUCUGGGUAUGCUGGUACCAGGCUGUGAUGAUUCAGAGCUUGCUAUAUCGUACGGUGCAAUUUUAAGAGAAUGUAUUCGGCAUCAAGUUGCUGCAAAAUAUCUCUUGGAGUCAGAUCACAUUAAAAAGUUCUUCAGGUACAUACAAGAUCCAAGUUUUGACAUAGCAUCAGAUGCAGCAGCAACAUUUAGAGAGCUAUUGACCAGGCAUAAAUCAACUAUUGCUGAAUUUCUUUCCAAAAAUUAUGAUUGGUUCUUCCAAGAGUACAACUCAUUGCUGAGAUCUCCCAACUACAUCACCAGACGGAAUGCCGUCAAGCUGUUAGGAGCAUUGUUACUGGAUCGUUCAAACACCUCUGUGAUGGUCCGAUAUGUGAGCUCAUUGGACAACAUGAGAACACUGAUGAAUCUUCUUCGGGAUUCAAACAAGACCAUACAGGUAGAAGCUUUCCAUGUGUUCAAGCUUUUUCCUGCUAACCAGAAAAAGCCUCCAGAGAUCGUGAAUGUGCUAGUUGCAAAUAGAAGCAAGCUCAUCCGGUUUUUUAGCGACUUCAGUCUUGAAAAAGCCGAUGAGCAAUUUGAAGCAGACAAAGCUGAAGUUGUGAAGGAAAUUGCUACCUUGCAGCUGAAAGGUCAAGCAUGCUCAACUACGAAGCAAUGCGAAGAAAUCUCAUGUUGAUGAACAUCGGUCACCACUCUAAAACUAGUACUUGGUAACUUCUUUUAUUUGUUGAACCAAGUAGAAA